Messenger RNA from Exaiptasia diaphana, 2222 nucleotides. RefSeq names its product G2/mitotic-specific cyclin-B. Gene Ontology annotation, biological process: regulation of cyclin-dependent protein serine/threonine kinase activity; mitotic cell cycle phase transition. Gene Ontology annotation, molecular function: cyclin-dependent protein serine/threonine kinase regulator activity. The record is from RefSeq and is a predicted model, not a curated record. Bases 89 to 1198 code for a protein of 369 amino acids. The transcript is spliced from 7 exons. Gene Ontology annotation, cellular component: cytoplasm; cyclin-dependent protein kinase holoenzyme complex; nucleus. NCBI's taxonomy places the organism in Eukaryota, Metazoa, Cnidaria, Anthozoa, Actiniaria, Aiptasiidae.
CGACUGCGUAGAUCAAAAGUUAUCUUGAAAAAUCUUUCUUAUUUUCAAGUUUGAAUUUAGAGWAAACGAGAACCACAAGAAAUUGAUAAUGGCUGCUAUUCGUCGUCUUGGAGCGCAAACCCUUCCAUUUGAGAAGGAAAACGAAAAUGUACGAGCUAUGAAAGCUGGUGUAGGCAAAGUUACUCGGCCUCGUGUAGCUUUGGGAGACCACACGAACAAGAAUCUGAAUGUCCUUGAAGCAAAGACUUUUGGAGAUGCUAAGAAAAAUCUUACAAGAGCAAAAGCUUCAACUCUUCUGGCUACAAAGACUCCUGCUUUGGAUAUGGUCGAAGUUAGCGAAGCCCUUGCCGAGUGUGCAGUCCCAAACAGCGUCAAAGACAUUGACAAGGAAGACUACCACAAUCCACAGCUAUGUGCUGAAUAUGUUAACGAUAUUAUGAGGUAUCUGCGAGCAAUGGAGCGCAAAUACAGCGUAUCACAAGAUUAUAUGAACAAUCAACAUGAGAUAAAUGCCAAGAUGCGUGUCAUUCUUAUUGACUGGCUCGUUCAAGUACAUACAAGAUUCCAGCUCCUCCAAGAGACUCUCUACAUGACCAUAUCUAUUAUUGAUAGAUACCUUGCCUGUAAUGAAGUCUCUAAGCAAAAGCUUCAGUUGGUUGGAGUGAGUGCAAUGUUGUUGGCAUCAAAGUAUGAAGAAAUGUAUGCACCAGAGAUUAAUGACUUUGUGUACAUCACAGACCAUGCUUACACCAAACGMCAGAUUAGACAAAUGGAGGCACAAAUCUUUAAAACUUUGGAUUUCAGCCUUGGAAAGCCCCUCUCUCUUCACUUUCUACGAAGAAACUCCAAAGCUGGUGAGGUUGAUGCUGAGAAACAUACCAUGGCUAAGUAUYUAAUGGAGGUCACCUUGCCAGACUACACAAGUGUCAAAUUCUUACCAUCAGAAAUUGCUGCUGCAGCUCUAUGUCUAGCACUGAAACUCAUAGAUAAAUCUUCUUGGACUCCUACAUUGGAAUAUUACAGUACAUACACAGAGGGACAACUUAAACCWUGUAUGAAAAGGAUUGCACAAUUGGUUGUAACAAAAGGGAAAGACAAAGCUGUCCAUACUAAAUAUGCACAAAGCAAAUUCAUGAGAAUCAGUACCUAUCAAUGCUUAAAGUCUUCUAUGAUUGAGGACAUUGCCAAGGGUGACUAAAGUUUACCUUUUCAAUUUUAUCAAAUUUAAUUAUAUUUACUAUAGUCAAUCUUGUUGAAUAACCCAGUUUGUAAAUAAGUUAUGCUGUACGUUAGAAAUGUGAAUAUUUCUGUGUCUUGCUUUCUAUUUUUUGUGCUAAUUUUGAUUGAUGUAUAAUGCAUUUCAUGUCCUGAAUUUUUUUAACAGUGUAUAAUUGACAACAUCAAUAUAAUUUGGUAUUGAAGAACUGAUAUUGAAAAGGCAUAAUAUUUUAGCAAUAUUACCACAAUACUGUGYACAUUAUUUUCAUGUGAAUGCAUGUACACUCCAAAUUCUGAAGUUUUUUGUUGUAAUGGAAUCUGCCUUUUUUUGAUCCACUGUCAAGUAAUAAUGCCUUACAGUCUAGAAUUUCUCUCAUUUGAGGUCUUGAACAGACUUUAUUUUGUUAGAAUUUGGAGUUUUCACACUAAAUGAUGGUGUAAAACAGUAGAGGGCAAAUAUACACAGAAACUGAUAACAAACUAACAUAUGUUCCUUUUGCAGUGCUAUUACACUAGUCACUGGUAAACUGCACUUGAAUAUUUAGUUUUGUGGACAUAGUGUAGGCACUAUUAAAAGGGUGGUUUUCAUUAGAUGAAUAAUGUGUGAUAUAAGGGAAAGAAAAAUGUGUGGGUAAUGAAGUACCUGCUCAAGUGUAUUUCAUGAGUUUAUGAAAACCACUUUAAUGGUAGUAUUAAAGAAUCAUUUCCAUUCAUUUAGUGUGAGCACUCCAAAAACAUUUUCAUUAUUUGUCAAAUAGAAUAUUUGCUUAUCAUGUAAACUUUUAUUUAAGUGAGGAAAUUAAAGGGGGUCGAGAAAAGCAUGAUUAAUGUAAAUGGAAGGGACUUUGUGAAAGUGCCACUUUUACUCCUUCAUGGUUGGUUUUUUGACGAGAGUUUAAUUUCCUCACUCAUUGACAUGUUUUAAAUAUUUUUAUCUUUAAUUAUAAAUUAAUGUGUAAAUAGAUCRAUGUAAUUAUUAUUCAGAGUAAAUUCUAUGAUAUUAA